Messenger RNA from Clupea harengus (Atlantic herring), 1724 nucleotides. RefSeq names its product oxidative stress responsive serine-rich 1 (gene oser1). Lineage: Eukaryota; Metazoa; Chordata; Actinopteri; Clupeiformes; Clupeidae. Gene Ontology annotation, biological process: cellular response to hydrogen peroxide. The record is from RefSeq and is a predicted model, not a curated record.
AAAUUGCGUUGUUGCAGAGUCACUCCGUGUGGUUCGAGUGUAAACAAGAGACUGGCUAAAGAAAACUCUGGAACUGGUUAAUCCAUUGUAACUGAACAGUUCCAUUGUAAUUGUUGUCGUCUGUAUAAGCCUGUGUAAUUAGUUGCGUUUAUGUAACUGUCUAUCUGCUGAGAAAGUAUGUUUUAGACUGCAUUUCUCGUAAAAAAUAAUCGUUGAGGCGACGCGGUUAGCUAGUUGGCUAAAGCUAGUUAGUUUGCUAGCUAGCUAGCUGCUUAGUUGUCCGCAUUGAAGGCCUCAGCUGGCGCUGUGCAGAGGCUAAAACGCCCCUGCAUGCAUAGGCCUAGUGUAGCCUGGACGACGGGCUAGAGCCCUGAGCCCUCAGAGGCUGUUGAGCCACAUCUAUGGCCACGAUGGCAUCCGGAGGCAAAGAAUGCGAGGACGAGAUACUGCAGACGGCUUUCAAGAAGCUUCGAGUGGAUGCUGAGAGUGCUGCGUCUGCAGUUCCUGUGUGUGAGGCCGUGUCUUCAAGGAUGUCUCCUCGUGCCAACUCAGAGGGAGCAAAGUCCAAAAUUACCUGUCCAAAGGAAAACUGGCAUGGGUGUAUGCGGAAGUCUACCAGAGGAGUGGUAAGAAGCCAGAGGAGGCGACGCUCCAAAUCUCCCAUCCUCCACCCUCCCAAGUUCUCCUAUUGCAGCUCGAAAAUGUCCUCACCUCCUGGCCACUUAAAGCAUAAAACCCUACCUGAGCCUGAAGACACCUGCGCCUCCCUUGGAAUCCCUGCCAAGAAGGAGCUCCUGUCCUCCAGUCACGGCUCACCUGUGUUUGGAGCCACGGGGUAUGACCUUCGUGUCACAGUGUCCCAAGAAAGCCUUGGCUCUCCGCAGCCCAGUCACAGGAAUCAGUCCGACGAGGACAGUGGCUCUGAGGCGGUCCCCUGUCCGCUUGGGGGCCCGAGUUCUCCAGAAGAACAGCAGGCGAAUGCAGCAGAGUCAGGUGCAGUCGCAGGAGCUGCCGCCUCAGACUUUCAGUCUCUGUCCCGGCUUCACGAAAUCGGAGCGUGUCCCUGUGGGCAGGGCGAGUGUCAGUGCCCAAGCUGGCAGGGCGUGGAGGUGUACUCCUUCACCGGCCUAAGGAAUGUCAUCUCUGAGUGCGAGAGGAGCCUCCCGAACCCAGGGGAUGCCAGUGGUCAUAACGCAGCCCACCGCAGAACUCAGAACACUGGAACUUCAGGCUCUCCGCGUUCCUGCUCUGAACAGGCCCGGGCGUACGUCGAUGACAUCAACAUAGAGGACCUCUCUGGCUAUAUGGAAUAUUACCUUUACAUCCCCAAGAAAAUGUCGCACAUGGCUGAAAUGAUGUACACUUAAGAUUUUAGAUUGAUUGCCGUCUACGUUGAAUGGUUAUCAGUUAUAAUAUAGAUAAAUUAUAACUAUUCAGAGCUUAACUCUUCACCUGAUGAGUUUUCUCCACCUCCUAAGUUUUCUGCAUUAGAGCUAACAAAUAUAUUUCCAUCAGUUUUGUUUUGUCCUGGUAUUUUUAUGACUUUUCAUAUUUCAUAUUUACGUACAAAUGUUGCCAAAGCUCUAUUGCUGAUAUUGCAGGUUUGACUCAUUGCUAUAUUCAAACUUGCAAUGCCAACUAUGAUCAUGUUUUCCAUAAAAAGAGGUUGUCCGUUGUGCUUUUUUGAGUUUUCAUUUGUCUCAAUAAAGAGUUUGUUUAAGGAA